Molecule: messenger RNA, 418 nt
Organism: Populus nigra (black poplar)
Lineage: Eukaryota; Viridiplantae; Streptophyta; Magnoliopsida; Malpighiales; Salicaceae
Product: signaling peptide TAXIMIN 2-like
Exons: 2
Coding region: 83-304 (73 amino acids)
Source: RefSeq, a predicted model, not a curated record
UACUUCAAAAUCGUAACACAUAUCGCAUAGAACUACUCCCUGUUCUACUGUAAUUGAAACUCAAGAGCAAGAGAGAGAGACAAUGGGAGAUUGCAAGCCAUUAGGGUUUUUGUUAGGACUUCCCUUUGCGUUGCUUGCAUUAGUUUUGUCCAUUGUUGGUACAGUAAUAUGGCUCAUUGGGACAAUAUUGAGUUGCUUGUGCCCAUGUUGUGUAUGCUGUGCAGCUCUGGCCAAUUUUGCAGUGGAUAUUGUGAAGCUUCCUGUUAGGAUACUUACAUGGUUCAUUGAUCAAAUCCCUUGUUAAUGCUGCUGCUGCUGCUGAUAAUUUCUAUUUUCUCUUUUCGCUAAUUGCAUAUUCCCUCCAUAAUCUUCUGUUGGAAUUUUUAAUGCCCAAAUAAACUUGGUAAUUCCUCUCUAA